Messenger RNA from Phaeoacremonium minimum UCRPA7, 492 nucleotides. RefSeq lists its product as hypothetical. Lineage: Eukaryota; Fungi; Ascomycota; Sordariomycetes; Togniniales; Togniniaceae. The coding region runs from base 1 to 492 and encodes 163 amino acids. The transcript has a single exon. The record is from RefSeq and is a predicted model, not a curated record.
AUGAACACCAGGCUUGAGAAAGAGCUGCGCGCUAGAUAUCUGGUAUCCGACAAAUUUUCUGGCGGAGCACUCGCUGGUUUGGUCGAGGAAGGCCAGCUGUCGGCGGAGACCAAGAUCAGCCUCAUGACAUACACCGAGUUCAAGCAUCUCGUCGGAAGUGGGGUUUCAGUUCAAUUACCACACAACAUGGUAGUACUGAUGGACGAUGAGAGCAAGCGGACCAUCGAUAGAGAGGUUGCUCAGGGCCUGAUCUCUACAUUCGUCAAGGACAAGCAGCCCGCCAGUGUCAAGAUGAUCGCAUUCGCCCCAGCUCUUCGAACCCCGCCGCCGCAGAAUGUUCUCAAGUCGUUUAGCAUUCGUGACCCGGAUGACAUUCACACGUUUACCUCCAAUUAUGCGACGUCCCCUCGCACGAGCGACGUAAUCACCGGUUCAUUCACGGACGGCGCCUUCUACCAACAGUCUAUUCAGAUGGCUACACAGUGCAUUUGA